AACAAGUUGCGGUGCGUUCGAUCGUCAGCAAGACGUGGCAAUGCCAUUACUUCUACCGGAUUGACUUGUAGUCUAUUUUUCUUGUGUUUACCGUUUUUGAAUAUGACACUCGUGUAAUUCUACUCUUAUUGUUUUUUCACAUAAUUUUAGUGACGGUAUUUUUUAGACAGAUUUGCUGGGGCUACAUAUACAUAGUAUAUAGAAUGUGGUACGCAUGCUCACUGCCCAGUGAAUAGAUAAGGUAGUUGUUGUUACUGUUGUGUACUAGAAGUCAGAGACCACAGUUGAAGGGAAAGCUGUGUGGUACACUGUCUACCUAUGUGAUAACAGUUCACAAGAUGGAGAAUGGCAGAGUUAGCUCAGACAAUGAUGAGAAUAAAGACUUAAGUUGUCCUAAGUCUCUGAUUUGCAAGUGCUUUGUUCCGGCUUGUGCUAGUUUGCUUGACAGUUGUGUGAGCAAGGGAGUUACGAGUGUCCAGGUGAUGGCUGGCAUACAAAAUUUGAUAAAAGUUGUUAAAGACAUUUCUAGUGGAGAAGAACUAGCUUCUAUUAUUUUAAUGACAGCAGCAUCACGAGUUUUGCCUUCUUUGAUGAGGCAAGUGGCUACUCAAUAUGACCAGGCAGCAGUAGUGCAAGUUGUUCAUGCUGUGCAGAGACUAGCGUGGAAGCUAGAAGCAGGGCUACUGGCUCACGGUGAUCAAACUGUGAAUGUUCAUGGGCUCAUAUUUUGUGAUGGACGUGAAGAUUCUCUGUUUUGGGCCAUGUUGCCACCUCCUCCUUCAGCUUUGCCUCUUACCAAUUGCAUCAAGAAACGACAAUACAGUACUGGAAAUAUUUUGUCACCAAAAAGGUUGUCGUGUCCGAGAAAGAACUUUUCGUUUGAUGUAUGUGCUGCUAUGUCUGCUGACGAACUGAAGUUGGUGCUUCCUGAACAAGUAUUAAGAAAUAAAGAUGUUGAUAGUGAACGUGUGCAACCAAAUGGGAACAUUGGUCAGGAGUCAGUAUCUUCAGCUGCUUCAACUGAUCAAAAACCAAAGUUUGAGGUUGGCCAAAGUAUUGUAACUGAUCCUGACUCUACCUUGGAACAAGAUGGUGCUUUGGACAAUGUUUUUGAAGAACCAAAUGAUCAAGUCAUUUUAAGGCAUUCCCAAGCAAGGUCAGCAUCAAGUCUUGAUGCUAUCAGAUAUUCAAGCACUGAUGGUGUUUAUUCAGCAAUGAAGAAUUCCCUGAAACGUCAAUCAAGUGUUGUGACUAUGAAUGAACUUUCAGUUCCAGCAGAAUUUCUCAGUAGUGGGAGCAAUGUCAAUGAGAUUUUAGAGAGAAGUGCUUUUGAAGGCAGACUACCUUCACUUGAUUUACGUGAUGAAUUUAAGAUGCUGCAUGGACGGAAACAUAAGAAGUCACAGUCAAUGUUUUAUACAGACUUGCCAAUAGAAGAGGAAUCCUCUGAGCAAUCGGGCAUCUCAAAUCCAUCUACUCCAGUCAAAAUGGCAACGACUUCUCGUUGCAAUAGUGAGUGCAUGUCUCCUGUGCAUUCAGCAUCUGAUGACUGUUUAGACAGCCCAACUCCAUCUCCCACACCUCCAAGGAGACAAGUGAGUCGGUUUAGGUCUUUAUCGGAGAGGCUAUCCAAGCUUGCUCAUUUGGGGCGCAGCUUUAGUCGUCAGGAGUCAUUAGAGAGCCCUCAAAGAACAUCAUGUAGCAUGGAAAAUCUAUUAGAGAGCAAUGACAAGUUUGCUCAUGUUUCUGUAAAGAGCAUACAGAAGAGAGCGAGUUCAAAAAUAUCAGGAAGUGAUGUAUCUCAGCGAUGGUUUGAAAUUAAUUUAAAGACGAACGUGGAUGAAUAUGAAGAGAAAUUUUGUCGAGUGUACAAGCAAUACAGAGAUGUAUUGGAGCUUCAUGAUGCAAUAGCCAAGGUCCAUGGAACAGCUCAUUUACCUCCAAAACUUUCCACUGAUUUUACAUCCACAUCAUCUGUAGCAGCUCAGAUUGAGCGACACCUGAAUGCUGUCUUAGCUGUAUCUGAGUUCAGGGCAUGUCAUGAACUGAUUGAUUUUUUUAGUCUUGUUGAUGAAGAUGACGAUGUCAAGGAGGGAGAGGAUGCCGAGCGACGUCUUUUGAUUUCUUUUUUUACACCUUACAUGUUUACAUCAAAAGAUUCUAAGAAACACUGGCCAAAAGUGGUAGAUUUGCCUGGUCCAGCUCGCUCACCAAUGGCAGCUAGGAAGGUUAUGAACCAAAUGACAGUACGACGGCGUCCAACACACAGAAGUGCUGAGGAGACAAACAUGGACCAGCAUCUUUGUAUUGUUAUCAAGGAAGACAAUGAGCAAGUGAUGAUGCUUGUUUGGGAUGAGGAAACUGAUACACAUGUUGUAGCAGCUGGUACAGUUGAACAUUUGGUUGAACAUCUGGCAAAUGAAGAUCGUCCUGAUCCUGGAUACGUGAAGACUUUCCUGAUGGGCUACAGACAUUUUAUGGCAUCAGAAGAUCUCAUAGAUCGGUUGUUGACGAGGUUCAAUGUUGAAUUGCCUGAGGAAUCAACUGACGAGGAGAAGGAGUACAUGGAGAAGUGGGGAUUGGUGGUGCAAUUGAGGACUGUCGAUGUUCUAACACAAUGGAUGGAACGUUGCUGGUUUGAUUUCCAUGACAAAGAAUUUAUGCUUGAUCGAGUUAACGCAUUUAUUGAUGAGCUGAAAGGCAGUGACAAUCUGAUUUUCAAGUCAUUGGGUGACAGUUUGAAAAAAGUGAAAAGCAAGAAGAUUGAAGAGGAAUUAAAGAGAAUAGAAGCAGCUAAACUAGCACAACCUCUAGAACCUUCUCCACUAUCAUUUGAUGAUUUUACAGCAACUGAACUUGCAAAGCAGUUAACACUGACAGAGUUAGGGUAUCUGAAGGCAAUAGAACCAUCAGAGUUUAUCAGAGUGCUUUGGGAGGACCAUCCGGGGACUAGGGACGAAAGAAAAAGGGCACUGUCUCCCAAUAUUUGUGAAUAUAUUGACCAUUUCAAUAGGGUUUGUUUCUGGGUUGGAACUGAAGUUUUGUCUUGUAGUGAUGUGAGGCAGCGUGCUGCAUGUUUAGAAAAGAUGAUAGACAUAGCGAAGCUUUGUCGCUCAUAUAACAACUUCAACACAUCAAUGGCUAUCAUGACAGGACUCAACUAUUCUGCUGUCAGCUCAAGGCGAUUGAAGCAUUCAUGGGAGCAUGUUUCGUUGAAAUCUCAAGCUUCUCUUGAAGAAAUAGAAGAUUUGUUUAGCAGUGAAAGUAACUUUAUAAUGUACAGGCGUUUGCAAGGAAGUCUGAAACGGACAGCUCCUUGUAUUCCUUUUUUUGGUCUUUACUCCAAAGACUUUGUUUUUCUUAACGAUGGUAACCCAAAACGUCUCGCCAACGGAUUAGUUAAUUUCUCUAAACUACGUAUGAUUAUGCAUCGGGUGACUGACUUGGAAUGGUAUCAGCACUCAAAGUUUCCGUUUGCUGCUGAAGACAACGUUGAGUAUGCGCGGUACUGCAAAAAACUGAAAGCACUUGGUGAUGAAGAAUUGUACGAGCUGUCUCUGCAAGUCGAGCCAAAGACAUAACAUACUUCUACUUCUAUAUGACUCAUGGAGAAACAUUGUUUAACAGCAAUAUGUAUCAUUAUUAUUUUUGUAUUGACAGGUUGUUUUCAGUAGGAUUUCUGGUCAAUGACUUUGAUUUUCGUUUGUUUUGUUAUACUUAAGCUGUAAUUGUUGAAGCUAGAUAGUUUUCCAAUGUCUAGAACCGCCACUCAUAAAAUUUGCUGUCUACA
Messenger RNA from Corticium candelabrum, 3790 nucleotides. RefSeq lists its product as uncharacterized. The transcript is spliced from 23 exons. Lineage: Eukaryota; Metazoa; Porifera; Homoscleromorpha; Homosclerophorida; Plakinidae. The record is from RefSeq and is a predicted model, not a curated record. Gene Ontology annotation, biological process: Ras protein signal transduction; positive regulation of GTPase activity. Gene Ontology annotation, cellular component: plasma membrane. Gene Ontology annotation, molecular function: guanyl-nucleotide exchange factor activity; phosphatidylinositol binding. The coding region runs from base 339 to 3581 and encodes 1080 amino acids.